This is a messenger RNA of Solanum verrucosum, 1253 nucleotides long. Its product is annotated as two-component response regulator ARR2-like. Gene Ontology annotation, cellular component: nucleus. Bases 172 to 1230 code for a protein of 352 amino acids. Lineage: Eukaryota; Viridiplantae; Streptophyta; Magnoliopsida; Solanales; Solanaceae. The record is from RefSeq and is a predicted model, not a curated record. Gene Ontology annotation, molecular function: DNA binding; DNA-binding transcription factor activity. Gene Ontology annotation, biological process: regulation of DNA-templated transcription; phosphorelay signal transduction system. The transcript is spliced from 8 exons.
UUCAAUUGCUGCAGAGUUCAUGGCAGACAUCGGGCACACGUUUGAUGAUGAUGAUCUCAAGCAACCUUAUUACAACAUGUUUUCUCUGAUGGGGACUGGGUUCUUUGGUUCUGUUGGUUGCAUUAUAAACUUCGGUUAAAUCUUUGCCGCAGAUUCAAACCUUGCUUACCAAUGGAAGUUGAGACACAUAUGUCUUUCAGAACUGCUGAAAAAAUCAGCAUUUUGGUGGUGGAUGAUGAUGCCACGUAUCUUCCGGUUGUUGCUGGGCUACUCAAGAAAUGCAACUACCAAGUUGUGACUGUCAAAUAUCCAGUAGAUGCUUUGUCUAAACUUAAGAUCAAAGGCGACUCUUUUGAUCUCGUUGUCACUGAUGUGCACAAGUCUGAUAUGAAUGGCUUUGAACUUCAACAAGUGAUAGCCCAAGCGUUUGAAAUACCUGUUUUAUCGAUGUCAGCUGACGACAAGGAAGGUACAAUCUUGAAAGGACUAAAGGGUGUAUCAGUCGACAAUCAAAGAGAUCAAGGGCUGUGCACAGCGUUGAAGGAGAAGAGAGGUAAAAAACCUGUCCCUGGGAAAUCUGCAAUGAAACUGGGGAAACAGGGCAAAGAUAACAGUGUCAAUUUUGUUCUACCAACAAAGUGUCAGAUUAUGUGGACAGAGUCACUUCACAACACAUUCCUGGAAGCCAUUAGAAACAUUGGGUUUGACAAAGCUGUGCCAAAGAAGAUUCAUGAACACAUGAAAGUCCCUGGAUUAACUAGAGAAAAUGUCGCCAGUCAUUGGCAGAAAUAUCGUAUUUACUUGCGCCGAGUUACUGAUGCAAGCUCUAGUAUCCAAGUUCCUGACAUAAACUUAGCCAGUAGGGCUAAUCAAUCGACCAUUGCAUCUGGAACGCUUGGUAAACAUAGACAAUUUCAUCAAGAGAAUUUUGGAGUGCAGUCUAGUGUCCCCAGCUUAUUGAUUCACACUACAGGUUAUCGGACAGGCAGUCUGCAACAUCUUAAGAAUAAGGGGAAAGAAGUUGAUGUUGUGCUUGAUCCAGUUCGUAACUUUUCUGUCUUUCACAACGUUAGUGCUACGCAAGGAUCACAAGGCAUUGGUGAUCUUAGUGCUUCUUCCAUGAAUCAAGGGAAUGAUCAACCUCAUCAGCAAAACAAUGAAGAUGAGGCACAUGUCAACUUUGAUGGUGGUUUUAAUCAGGAUAUGGAGAAGGAGGACUAUUUGCAAUGAUUUAAUCAAAUACCAUUCAACGC